AACGGGAGCGUACGUGGACUCCAGGUGUUGUUUACUCCAGUUUACUCGUCAAUGAGUACUCCUCAUUAUGAAUUAUAAGCCAGGAAACGCGGGAAGAUGAGCCAAUUUGGCGACUCAAGAGGAAUCGAUCUAUUGGCAAAUCAGUCCCUAUCCUACGAGACGGACGUAAUUUUUUCUGUUGUACCGCGUGGUGCUAUCAUCUUGCGUCGUGCGUUGACUCAUACCUGCUCGGACUGCAAAUUCCGAACGUAUAACUCAUAACGCUAUGCCGUGAAACAACUAAAUCAGGACUGAGCGGAUCCGCAAUUAUUAACAUAGAACGCAACAAAAAUCACUCACAAAAUCACAAUGAUAAUCGCGUCGUCCCUGUUGUUCUUCUGUGGCGUUUACUUUGUGUUUGCUCAAAAGUAUGAGGGCUGUUUUCGGAAUUCCGAUUUAAAUGAACUACCCACUCCUACUUUGGGGCACGCCAGUACGCCCGCCGAAUGCGUCAAAAAAUGUCGUUCUCAAUAUUACAUGUUCGCAGGACUAAUGAACGGUCAACAGUGCUAUUGCGUUAACAAAUUUGGCCAGCCAUCAGACAGUUGUACUGUCACCUGUGCUUCUGGUUCUUCUUACUAUUGCGGCAGCUACGAAGCUAUGAGCGUUUAUGCUACCGGUCAGCAAGGUCCAAGUCCACCGAGAAGAGUAUCGGUAACCGAGGAGACAAAAGAUACUUUUAAAAUAACAUGGCUGCCACCAGAUAUACCCAACGGAAUAAUAAUAUUUUAUACCAUCCGCGCCGUCGUUGAAGAAACAUACUCGAGCAACAAUUUACCACCUAUCGAAAGUCAGAUUCAAGGAGGUUCAUCGAACAUGACGAUUCUGAGAGGUCUUCAGCCUGGCACUAAAUAUCACAUAUCUAUCACUGCCAACAAUACACAGGAGUCCAGUGAACCGGCUAAUACUACGGGGUGGACUUUGAUAGGUCCACCCGACAAACCAGCCAUGCCUAAAAUAUCGGAACGUGGAAAAGACACGAUUACCGUCAUGCUUACCGAGGGUUACAGCGAGUACGGACCGAUUAGCGCAUAUCAGAUUUUUGUUGUGCAAGCUGACGCUAUACCUCCGCCGGUCGAUGAAGAGUAUUUAGACUAUGAUUCCGCAUCGAAACAAGGGUUAAGUUAUUACGUUGCUGCGCAAUUCGAUCCGUUGGACUUUCAUAGAUACAAAAAGUUCGUCGUGGGCGAUGGAAGCAUGAUCGGUGGUUAUCAUAAUGUUCCGUUGCAAGAUCAAUUCGUUUCCGCGCAAAUCGGUUUGAUGAUAAUCUCGCGGAAAGCAGGGUAUAUACAACGUUCCUAUUCCAAUUUGGCCAAUACUAUACUCAAUCAUGAAAUGAAUCAAAUGGACACGACUGCUCUUGCGCUUUGCAUAGCGAUCACGCUGCUGAGUAUACUACUCGCCGUUGCGAUAUUGGUAUAUUUUGUACUGCGACGGCGACACGAGAGAUUCCACAUGCAGAAGUUACCAGAGCAGCAGGAACUCACGUUGCAGGGUCCGGUAUAUGAGGUGGACAAUAUGGCCUACAUUCCGGAGGAUAUCCCUGAAAGGGUGAAUCAUUAUCAAGAGUUGAAGAAGAAAGUCUGGAGUAUACCGCAAAACGUCCUGUCUGUUGAUGAUAAUGUCAUACGUAGAGGACGAUUCGGCAGCGUGCACACCGGAACCGUUUUGAAGGAUGACAAAUUCUGUCCAGUAACGAUCCACACCAUAGUCGACGGCGCACUGAAGGGAUCUGAUAAGAGGCAUAUGCUGAGAGAAUUAGACGUGUGCAUCCGAGCGGGUUCCAUGAAAUAUCUCGCGAGUCUCGUAGGAACCUGCGAGACCACCGACAUGUUGUACGUCGUGUUGGAGCUACCGCCUCAGAUCUUGAAGGAUCGUCUGUUAGGCGCGCGAUCGGGGGAUGUAUUCCCUACAGAUCAAAUAUUGUCCAUCUCAUCCUCGAUAGCGAUUGCCUUGCAAUAUCUGGCGAGCCAUAAGAUCAUCCAUAGUCGCCUCUGCGCGCGAAGCGUGGGAUUGUCGAGCGAUUGGAUCCCGAAACUUAUGGGUCAUGGUAUCGCCAAGCAUGCUUUGCAAGACUUAAAGUAUUCAAGGUGGACGGCCAUUGAGUGCUUUGACAAUCAGACGAAGCAUCAGCCGGGCGUGAUAUGGGCGUUCGGCGUGCUUCUCUGGGAGAUGUUUAGUAUGGGUGGUACACCGUACUCAAAUUUGGCGCUCGACAGCGAGAUGGAGGACGCGAUUACGCGAGGUAUCCGGUUACCGCAAUUAUUGGAUGUCACAGACCCGAUUUACGAAGUCAUGUUAUCCUGUUGGCGGGACGAUCCCGAAGAACGGCCCACGUUCGAUGAACUUACACGAUUGGAUACCUUGAGUGCUUGUCCUAUUACUGCAAUCACGGAGCCCUACUUACCGGAAUUGGAGUUGAAUUAACAUUCUCAUUUACUAUCUUUAGACCUGCAUUUAUUUAGUAACGUAUUGAAGUUGUAAAUAUCUCAUUGUGUUCACGAGAAUCUCGUAGCCAAUUUAUCGUUACCAAUGUAGGCAUACGUUUAUUAUCUGCAUUUUCUCUCUUUCUCUCUCUCUCUCUCUCUCCCUCCUCCUCUCUCUC
Molecule: messenger RNA, 2644 nt
Organism: Mycetomoellerius zeteki
Lineage: Eukaryota; Metazoa; Arthropoda; Insecta; Hymenoptera; Formicidae
Product: tyrosine-protein kinase Wsck
Exons: 4
Coding region: 349-2466 (705 amino acids)
Biological process (GO): cell surface receptor protein tyrosine kinase signaling pathway; multicellular organism development; protein phosphorylation
Cellular component (GO): plasma membrane; signaling receptor complex
Molecular function (GO): protein binding; ATP binding; transmembrane receptor protein tyrosine kinase activity
Source: RefSeq, a predicted model, not a curated record